Apodemus sylvaticus (European woodmouse) is the source of this 2653-nucleotide messenger RNA. It is a transcript of the gene Ripk2, whose product is annotated as receptor interacting serine/threonine kinase 2. Gene Ontology annotation, biological process: protein phosphorylation; positive regulation of apoptotic process; positive regulation of canonical NF-kappaB signal transduction. The transcript is spliced from 11 exons. Gene Ontology annotation, molecular function: JUN kinase kinase kinase activity; ATP binding. Lineage: Eukaryota; Metazoa; Chordata; Mammalia; Rodentia; Muridae. Bases 215 to 1834 code for a protein of 539 amino acids. Gene Ontology annotation, cellular component: cytoplasm. The record is from RefSeq and is a predicted model, not a curated record.
CCAAAGAGGGCCGGCGGAGGGAGGAGCCCACGAAGCCCGGGAGGAGGGCGGAGGAAGGUCCGCCUCGGCGCGGCCGCAGACUCGACGGGCUCCCAGGCACAGCCGGCCGGGCCGGAACUGCAGCGGCCGCGCGAGAAUGGGCCGCCCCGGGACCUAGCGCGGCGCAGCACGGGCCGCGGCCAGGGUCGGGCGGAGCCGCCGCGCAGCCGGAGCCAUGAACGGGGACGCCAUCUGCAGCGCGCUGCCCCACAUCCCCUACCACAAGCUCGCCGACCUGCACUACCUCAGCCGCGGCGCCUCCGGCACCGUCUCGUCGGCGCGACACGCGGACUGGCGCGUGCGGGUGGCAGUGAAGCACCUGCACAUCCACACGCCGCUGCUCGACAGUGAAAGAAAUGAUAUCUUACGAGAAGCCGAAAUAUUACAUAAAGCAAGAUUUAGUUACAUUCUUCCAAUUUUGGGAAUUUGCAAUGAGCCUGAAUUUUUGGGCAUAGUUACUGAAUACAUGCCAAAUGGAUCAUUAAAUGAGCUUCUACACAGAAAAACUGAAUAUCCUGACAUUGCAUGGCCAUUGCGAUUCCGCAUCCUGCAUGAGAUUGCUCUUGGUGUAAAUUACCUGCACAAUAUGAAUCCCCCUCUGCUUCAUCAUGACUUAAAGACUCAGAAUAUCUUGUUGGAUAAUGAAUUUCAUGUUAAGAUUGCAGAUUUUGGUUUAUCAAAAUGGCGUAUGAUGUCACUCUCUCAAUCACGGAAUUAUAAAUCUGCACCUGAAGGAGGAACAAUCAUUUAUAUGCCACCUGAGAACUAUGAACCAGGACAGAAGUCAAGGGCCAGUGUGAAGCAUGACAUAUACAGCUAUGCAGUUAUCAUGUGGGAAGUGUUAUCCAGAAAACAGCCUUUUGAAGAGGUCAUCAAUCCUUUGCAGAUCAUGUACAGUGUGUCUCAGGGACAUCGGCCUGACACCAGUGAGGAGAAUUUGCCAUUUGAUAUACCUCAUCGAGGUCUCAUGAUCUCUCUAAUACAAAGUGGAUGGGCACAAAACCCAGAUGAAAGACCAUCUUUCUUGAAAUGCUUAAUAGAACUUGAACCAGUUCUGAGAACAUUUGAAGACAUAACUUUUCUUGAGGCUGUUAUCCAGCUAAAAAAAGCAAAGAUACAGAGAGCAUCGAGUACUGUUCACUUAUGUGAUAAGAAAAUGGAUUUAUCGCCGAACAUACCUGCAAACCAUCCUCCACAGGAGGAAUCGUGUGGAUCCUCUCUGCUCCCUAGAAACACUGACUCUCCUGGGACCUCCAGGUCCCUAUCAGCUCCUCAAGACAAAGGUUUUUUAUCGGGUGCACCUCAAGACUGUGCUUCAUUGAAGGCACACCACUGUCCUGGAAACCACAGCUGGGAUGGUAUCGUUUCUGUAUCACAAGGGGCAACCCUCUGUGAUCGCAGGACCACCUCGUGCUCCUUGGCUGUAAUCAGUCCACUCUUGGUUGAGAAAAGUUCAGAGCGCCUGCAAGCUGGUAUAGCACAACAGUGGAUCCAGAGUAAGAGGGAAGCCAUUGUGAGCCAGAUGACUGAAGCCUGCCUUAACCAAUCACUGGAUGCCCUUCUCUCUCGGGACCUGAUCAUGAAGGAGGAUUAUGAACUCAUUAGCACCAAACCUACAAGGACCUCAAAAGUCAGACAGCUGCUAGAUACCUCUGACAUCCAAGGAGAAGAAUUUGCCAAAGUUAUAGUACAGAAGUUGAAAGAUAACAAGCAGAUGGGGCUUCAGCCUUACCCGGAAGUACCUGUGGUUUCCAGAACACCGGCUUCAAAUUUCCUUCAAAAUAAAAGUUUAUAAGGGGGCCAUCUUUGAGAGGAAAGUCAGUUUACAAAUGGUUAUUUAUAUUUCUGUUACCUGUAUAAUAUUUGUAUAAAAACAUGAAAGUAUUAGAUGCUUCACUGAAGGUUUUUGGAAGAGUCUCUUCCCAUAUUGCAGUAUUUUUUUUAAAUUAAUAUAAGUAAAAAGUUUGCUUUAUGCUAUGUAGUUCAGUUUUUAUGUCAGUUUCACUACUUGAACAUUUUUAUGUAAUAAUUACAUUUCUCUUGUAUGUAACAGUGCCUUAAAGUGGUCUUUGUUUCUGACAGAAGGCACUUUCUCACUCACCUUCUCUGCAGAUUCUUUAUUACCCUCUAAAGUACAGUCUGACUUUACACAACAGUGAUGCAGGAUCCCCACUCGCCAAUCCCAGGUUCAGAUCCCCAAAGACUUACUCAUUUUUAAAUUUGAUUUAGAAAAUUCUUUAGAAGGUAGUUUCAUGGCAUGCAGAGCAUAAUGAAGAAAACAGAAGAAUCUUCUAUUAACACUGGCCACCGUGCACCUCUGCUUACCCGUUGCCCCCUGUCUGUCUCCAGAGCCAGCAGCCCAUUGUGUGUCCUGCUGCAGCCUGCUUCCCGCUACUGCUUCAAGCACCGCUGGUUGGGAGGAGGCCGGCCUUUGCUUAGCUGUUUGCUUUGUGACGCACCACGGUGUUUUAACUGAAAGGUACAGCAGGUGUGCUCCUCCACACAUCUAACUCACUCCAUUCAGUGACCGCACAUCAGCCACACCUCUCUGUGUUGGAGUUUCCAAGCUUGCUCACACCAACUUCACAAGAAACAAUAAAAAGGCAACACAGUG